Molecule: messenger RNA, 319 nt
Organism: Racocetra fulgida
Lineage: Eukaryota; Fungi; Glomeromycota; Glomeromycetes; Diversisporales; Gigasporaceae
Source: the annotation of a GenBank genome assembly
UGGCUAUCCAAUUAUUGGUAUAUAUCAAGACAAAGCUUGUAAUAUUUUUAACUUAAAAGACUUUCAUAACAAUAUUGACAAUAUUUCUAUAAAUUAUAAUCCUUGUAAAAAUGAUUUUAUACUUAAAAGUGAUGAUGAUAAAAAAAAUCCAGAUAAACAAGUUUUAAAUUAUUUAUGCGAUGUGCUUGAAGAAUCAAUUCAUUCCAAUUUUAAAGCCUUGGAAACUAUGGUUGAAGAUAUUAAAAAACUUGAAAAUCAAAAAACUAUGCCUCACACUUGGGAGGAUUUAAAUCACAAUACCAUGUAUUGGAAUUCAUAA